CAUGCUUCUCUGCUUAUUCUUACUAUAUAUGCACUCCACUUCUUCACUCUGUCUCAACCAAUUCACGCUUCAUUCUUUGGUUUCCACACUUUUGGAUACUUUGCAAGUGUCUCUACUCAAAAUGAGGCAAGCCAUUCUCCUGUAUUUUUUUCUAGGACUAGUGGCUUGCUUAAGUACCCUCUGCACUGUAAGGGCCGAGGAUCCGUAUAGGUAUUUCACAUUCGAAUUUACCUAUGGACAGAUUUCCCCUCUUGGCGUCAAGCAAAGGGGUAUUCUUGUCAAUGGCAAAUUCCCCGGUCCAACCAUCGAUGCCAUCACCAACGACAAUGUAAUCGUUAAUGUGAUUAAUAAGUUGGAUCAGCCUUUCCUUAUCACAUGGAACGGAUUAAAACAGAGAAAGGUCUCAUGGCAAGAUGGUGUGCUUGGAACCAACUGCCCGAUUCCUCCAAAUGCUAACUUUACUUACAGGAUGCAAGUGAAAGAUCAGAUCGGAACCUACUCGUACUUCCCUUCCACUGUAAUGCACAGGGCUGCAGGUGGUUUCGGGGCGUUCGUUAUACGGGCAAGGGCUGUAAUAUUUGUGCCGUAUCUUAAACCUGCCGAGGAGUUCAAUGUACUUGUUAAUGAUUGGUGGAAUUCUGAUCACAGGGUUUUACAAACAAAACUUAACACCGGAAACCCAAUGCCUUUUCCUGAUGGUCUGCUUAUAAACGGUCUUCCUCGCUCCAGUGUCUUUACCGGUGAAAAAGGGAAACGCUACUUGUUUAGGGUGUCUAAUUUGGGCUUGACAACCUCGAUUAAUUUCAGAAUCCAAGGCCAUCACUUGAAACUGAUAGAAAUUGAAGGAUCACAUACCAUGCAGGAACCAUACGAAUCACUUGACAUCCAUGUAGGCCAGUCUGUGGCUGUAAUGAUCACUUUAGAUGGAACCGUGAAGGACUAUUUUAUAGUUGCUUCAACUCGAUUCACUAAGACCGUUCUUACUGCCACAGCAAUCCUUCGUUAUGCUGGUUCAAGUACACCUGCCUCUGGACCUCUGCCAAUUGGUCCGACGUAUCAAGUUCACUGGUCUAUGAAACAAGCUCGAACUCUGAGGUGGAAUUUGACUGCUAAUGCAGCACGACCCAACCCUCAAGGAUCAUAUCACUAUGGAACCAUACCAAUAGUUAGGACACUCGUGCUAACCAAUUCAGCACCCAUAAUUAAAGGAAAGCAACGUUAUGCAAUCAAUAAGGUUUCGUACAAACAACCAGACACCCCACUGAAGCUUGCAGACUAUUACAACAUUCCCGGGGUCUUUAAUCUAAAUACAAUCAAGGAUACAUCUCCUCCUGGUCCAGCAGUUUUAGGUACCUCUGUUGUGGGCAUAACACUUCAUGACUUCGUUGAAAUCGUCUUCCAAAAUGAUGAAAACACUAUUCAGUCUUAUCAUCUUGAUGGCAGUGACUUCUGGCUAGUCGGAUUCGGAUCAGGCCAGUGGAAUUCUACGAUGAGGAAACGCUACAAUCUGGUUGAUGCUACCACCAGAUACACCGCGCAGGUAUAUCCGCUUUCCUGGACUGCAAUAUUGGUGUCAAUGGACAACAAGGGAAUGUGGAACUUGAGGUCUGCAAUAUGGCCAAGGCAACAUCUAGGCCAGCAAUUGUAUCUUCGAGUAUGGAACGACGAAAAGAGCCUAUACACUGAGUCUGAUAUUCCAACAAAUGCCAUACGCUGCGGCAAGGCUGCAAAGUUAUAGAAUCAGGAGCUGUCCUGAUGAUAUUUUUCUUACCAUUUCAUAUUUCUUUUUCUUUUUCUGCUAUAUAGUUCACGUCCCUUCUUCCCUCAUGUAUCAUCAGUUACGAGAGUGUUACUGUUGUAAGGCCAGAGGGGACAUUUAUAGGAAAGGAAAGUAGCAGUUUUAAUAGAAAUCUUAUUGAUGUAUUGGUUCUCUUCCAAGACAAUAAACAGUUCACUACCAUUCUCAAA
This is a messenger RNA of Daucus carota subsp. sativus, 1968 nucleotides long. RefSeq names its product L-ascorbate oxidase homolog. The record is from RefSeq and is a predicted model, not a curated record. Gene Ontology annotation, molecular function: oxidoreductase activity; copper ion binding. Bases 2 to 1738 code for a protein of 578 amino acids. Lineage: Eukaryota; Viridiplantae; Streptophyta; Magnoliopsida; Apiales; Apiaceae. The transcript is spliced from 8 exons.